This is a messenger RNA of Trifolium pratense (red clover), 1643 nucleotides long. Its product is annotated as WAT1-related protein At4g19185-like. Gene Ontology annotation, molecular function: transmembrane transporter activity. The record is from RefSeq and is a predicted model, not a curated record. The transcript has 7 exons. Bases 291 to 1430 code for a protein of 379 amino acids. Gene Ontology annotation, cellular component: plasma membrane. Lineage: Eukaryota; Viridiplantae; Streptophyta; Magnoliopsida; Fabales; Fabaceae.
UGGCCUAACUUUCAUUUCAUUUACAUUUUUUUGGUCAAGUUUCAUUUUCAUUUCUACUCCUCACAAACUCAAACGCUUCCUUCUAAACAAACAAAAGCACCAUUGGAUCUUAUGCGCCACCAAACCAAACAUAGUUUACACGAACCAACCAACCAUCCAACAAACACAAAAUCAACCAAUCAUCACUGCCUCGUGCACUGCGCGAGCGAGAGUGAGUGAUGAUACCAUAGAAUAAAGAUCGAUCGUGUGUAAUUAUCAUCAAUUCAAUUCAAUUUGAUCUAACAACAACAAUGGUAGCAGGAAAUGGUGAUAUAUGGAAAGCUCAUACGGCUAUGGCAAUCGUCCAGUUAUUCACCGGUGGUUAUCACGUUAUUACAAAAUUAGCUCUUAAUGUUGGAGUCAACCAAAUUGUUUUUUGUGUUUUUCGUGAUCUUCUUGCUCUCUCUAUUCUCGCUCCCAUCGCUUUUUUUCGUGAAAGACGUACACGGCCGCCCCUAACCAAACGCUUUGUAACAUCAUUCUUCUUUCUUGGAUUAACUGGGAUAUUUGGAAAUCAUCUUUUGUUUCUUAUUGGUUUGAGCUAUACUAAUCCAACUUAUGCUGCUGCAAUUCAGCCAGCUACUCCAGUCUUUACAUUUGUUUUGGCUAUCAUGAUGGGUACAGAAAGAGUGAACUUGCUAAGAUAUGAAGGUCUGGCCAAGGUUGGAGGAAUUUUUGUCUGUGUUUUGGGUGCCUUGGUGAUGGUUUUGUACCGUGGUCCAGCACUGAUAGGAUAUUCAGAAAUGGACCUUAUAUCGCACAGUGAAAUAAGUGCAAGAGGUCAACCAGAGCCUUCUGGAUGGUUAGUUAGUGGUUUAAUGGAACUUGGAUUAGACCAUUUUCAUGUUGGGGUUUUGUGCUUAAUAGGAAACUGCAUGUGCAUGGCUACUUUUCUAUCAAUUCAGGCUCCGUUAUUAAAAAAGUAUCCUGCAAACCUAUCUGUCGCAGCGUAUUCUUACUUCUUUGGAGCUUUACUGAUGGUAACUACAUCAUACUUUGUGACCGAUGAGUCAACUGAUUGGCGUUUGACACAGUCUGAAACAUUUGCCGUUUUAUAUGCUGGGAUUAUUGCAUCUGCUCUUAAUUAUGGAAUCAUUACAUGGAGCAACAAGAUCUUGGGCCCAGCCAUGGUUGCCCUUUAUAAUCCACUUCAACCUGGGGCGGCGGCUCUCCUGUCUAGAAUUUUUAUUGGAAGUCCAAUUUACAUGGGAAGUGUCUUAGGUGGAUCUCUGAUCAUUACUGGUCUGUAUGCGGUUACUUGGGCAUCAUAUAGAGAAAGACAGGCAGCUGCUGGAGUUAUUUCUCAUCAUGUCUCUAAAUGGGAAUCACUUCGCAAGACUUCGUUUCCCAGAAUUAAUAUUUUCUCUGGCUCCCCAAAGCCUUCGGAUUGACGAAAUCAAUUCUGGAAUGCUGUGUAAAAAGUUGUGUCAUAAUUCUUUUUUCUCUUAUUGCUAUCCUACAUAUACAUAUAGCUGGUUAGAAGAACUAAAAUUAAGAGAAUCGAUGCUCUAAUUUUGUAGGACACAUUUACAACAAUUCGACAAGGGUAUCCGUUACUUGUAAAAAUUACUUCAAGCGAGUUUUGGUUUGAAACUCUGCUAAAA